Anopheles bellator is the source of this 1636-nucleotide messenger RNA. RefSeq lists its product as uncharacterized. Gene Ontology annotation, biological process: DNA integration. The coding region runs from base 64 to 1356 and encodes 430 amino acids. Gene Ontology annotation, molecular function: nucleic acid binding. The record is from RefSeq and is a predicted model, not a curated record. Lineage: Eukaryota; Metazoa; Arthropoda; Insecta; Diptera; Culicidae. The transcript has 2 exons.
CAUGAUCAAACGAUCACAUAGCAUUUUGUUUACGAAACGCACUGGAAACAAUUAUCAUUAAUCAUGGGCUCAAAGUACGUCUCCACCUCCACAAAACCGGUUGAAGACGCAAAGAGUGCAAACAAUACCGUCACUAGCCCGGAUAACAAAGAAUGGAACAAAGAUCUUGCCAAGUUACUAGCGACAAUGCAGAAUCAGCAGGAAACGAUGGCAAAGUGCUUGGAACAGUUAACCAUUUCCCCGUUCGUGAAGAAAGGGCGCGAAAAUUCCAUCCUCAGUAAGCUGGAAAACAGCGUACCUUCCUUCAGGUACAACGACGCCUCGGAAGACACUUUCGAUAAGUGGUUCUUCGAAAACCGCGAUGUCUUCGAGGAUGGGGACGCGGUCCAUCUGGAUGACCGAGCCAAGGUUCGGCUGUUGCUUAGCAAACUGAAUGCGGCAAAUUGCCAAACCUACAAGGAUUCGAUCGAACCAAAGCUGUUCGUCGAAGUUACGUUCAAGGAAACGGUCAGCAAGCUGAUGUCACUGUUCGGAAAGACGAAGUCCUGCACCGCCCGGCGUCUGCAAUUUCUGCAAAUGAUCAAAAAGGAGGAUGAACCACUCAAUGGCUACCUCGCGCGGAUCAACAGAGCUUGCUUCGAUGCCGAAACAUCGGAUCUUACGACGGAACAGCUAAAGUGUCUGAUUUUCCUGUCCGGAUUGCAAUCGAAGGAGGAUGCCGAGUUACGCAAGUGGUUGACGGAAAAGCUUGAUAAGUCAAACUUUAAUCUCACAGUUACGGAUCUCGUGACCCUUAGCGACAAAUUCGCCCAUCGCAAAACGGCCGCGACUACUUCGCCCUGGCAGGAGGUGUAUGUAACCUUUGCGGUUACUGAGGGCCUGUUUCACGUCAUCCUGAUGGAUUCGUGCUCGUUCUGGCCAGAGGUGUUGGACACAUCCGAUCUUACGGCGGGUUCUAUUGUUAAAUGCUUGGACACGGUUUUCGCACGCCUUGGCCAGCCGGAUGUUCUAAUCUCUUGCGAUGGUACGCAGUUUGAAAGCAAGAUGUUCAAAGCGUACUGCGCCGAAAAAGGUAUCAAACAUCGACGGUGCUACAUGUGGCCGUCAACGAACCGGAUUGAACAGUUUAAAAUCAAACUUAGAACAACUGUAAUGGAUGCCCCAGUAGACCUCGCAGAUGUGCAAAAAGCAGUUACAGAUAUGCUGGUUCAGUACCGAUCGUCACCGCACCAGGACAUUCCGGGAAAUAAAUCGCCAGCAGAAUUAUUCUUCGGGAGACGCAUGAGGAUGGCACCAUCGGAUGAUCUGCACGAUUUUGUAGAAGUGCUACCUUGCGUGCUAUCUUGCUACACAUAGAUUUCUAAGGUAUUUGAGUUAUCUAGACGGUCGCGGUCAUAUUCUGUCACCGUUUAAUGCAUUUAAAAACUCUUUCAUUUUGAUGCUGUACUGGGAUUCCCGUAUUAUUUCGUGCACAUCAUUACGGCGAUACAUUCGGGUCGGGUACAUUAUUAACUACUUACAUUCAAUGAUUAUUACCAAAACGAUUAUUGCCAUAAGCCUGAAGGUAGACACGAAGCAGGCACUAACUAUUAUAAAUAGAAGGUCAUUGACGAACCUGACCGGCUAAGAAAUCGUU